UGAAGAACUGCAUCUUUAAAAGGGAUGGAAACAUAUGUGUUUGAUAAGGAUCCAGAUCCACAAAGGUUACAUUGUGACCUGCUUCUCCUUUGCUAAACAGUAGUUCACCCAAAUAGUACCACCACCUGUCACAAGGUGCUGAGGUGCCUUAGCUAUUUUAGGGGUUAAAAGCUGUAGUCACUGAUGCGUAUAUAUUAGGCUGUAUUCAUAGAACACGGCUUGUAGCCUGACUCAGGCUAUUACAGUCUAACAACAUAGACCAAUAGAAAGAAAAGAAGAUCCAAGAAAGCUGAGGCAAAUGAUGACUCUAAAAGUCUGUCCAAGUCUUUUGCUAGUAUUCUUAGCCCAUUCUGUGUGGACUCGAACUGUGAGACAAGUUUAUGAUGACAUGGAUCCUGAACAUUGGUCUCACUACACUUUUGAGUGUCCACAAGAGUGUUUUUGUCCUCCUAGUUUCCCCAAUGCAUUAUACUGUGAUAACAAAGGUCUUAAAGAAAUACCUGCAAUCCCAGCAAGAAUUUGGUACCUCUAUCUUCAAAACAACGAAAUUGAAACAAUUUCAGAUAAACCUUUUGUGAAUGCCACUCAUCUGAGGUGGAUAAAUCUGAACAAGAAUAAAAUUACCAACAGUGGAAUUGAGAGUGGUGUGCUGAGCAAGCUGAAAAGGCUGCUUUACUUGUUCCUUGAAGAUAAUGAAUUGGAAGAGGUGCCUGCUCCAUUACCAGUGGGCUUGGAACAGCUAAGGCUGGCUAGGAACAAAAUCUCUAGAAUCCCAGAAGGAGUCUUCAGCAACUUGGAAAACCUUACUAUGUUAGAUCUGCACCAGAACAAUUUGUUGGACAGCGCUCUUCAAAGUGACACCUUCCAAGGACUCAACAGUCUUAUGCAACUCAACAUAGCAAAAAAUUCACUCAAAAAGAUGCCUUUAAGCAUUCCAGCUAACACACUGCAGCUGUUUUUAGACAACAACUCCAUUGAAGUGAUACCAGAAAACUACUUCAGUGCAAUACCCAAAGUGACUUUCCUUAGGCUGAACUACAAUAAAUUAUCUGAUGAUGGUAUUCCCCCAAAUGGGUUUAAUGUUUCAUCUAUUCUAGACUUACAGCUGUCUCAUAACCAGCUCACUAAAAUUCCACCUAUCAAUGCUCGUCUUGAGCACCUUCACCUUGAUCACAACAGAAUCAAAAGUGUCAAUGGUACUCAGAUAUGCCCAGUCUCAAUUACUGUAGCAGAAGACUACGGUUUUCAUGGUAACAUACCUCGCCUCCGCUAUCUACGCUUGGAUGGAAAUGAAAUUCAGCCUCCAAUUCCAUUGGAUAUCAUGAUAUGUUUCCGACUACUGCAAGCUGUUGUCAUAUAAACAUAUUGCAGUGUCAGUCUUGUGAUGUGAGAAUUCUAAGAUACAAGUUUUGCUGGAAUGAAACUUGUUUUAACUCAUAGAUCGAGAAGUAACAGUUUUAUUUUGACUUUAAUUUGUUCUUUGCUUGCAUCUUUUCUACAGCUGAAAAGACUGUUCUUCUUUUAGAAGAGAUUUUGGAUCUACAUAAGACAUGCUUAAUACUUUACCUAAGAAUUCCUAAUGCAACUAUGUUGAAAAACAUCUGUUGUAAUAUCCCAAAUAUUCCAAAGAGAAUUCUUACCUACUCUAUCUCUCUUGUGAAAACCUACGACAUCUAACUUAUUAACAUCAUUGGUAUAGACAAAUUGCAUCUACAUGUAGUUGUUACCCAGUAACUAGCAUAAAAAAUGUGGAUAAACUUGGCUAAAUAUAUGAUAGAAAAAUCAUGUUUUACAUGAACACUGGUUAUAAAACCGUCAGUCUUUAAGACAGUCACUGUCUAACAACGAACAGCCACUUAACAUGUAAAUAAUUCAUAAACUGUUGUCAUCCCUUGAAGAUGGGAAGACUGAUAUUGGUAUUUCAAGACAUGAAAUGUGUGAGAUUUAGGUCCAAAAUCAAUAUACCAAAUAUAUAUUGCUAUAUGACUUAUUCAGUCUGUGAUUUCAAAAUUGAAAUACACUUAUCCAACUCAAAUUCAUAACAAGGGAAUAUGACAUGAAAGUCUCUAUCAAAGUGACAGUUUUCUUCUGUUUAAUUCUUCAGUAUUCCACUUCUAAUGUUUACAUCAUUUCUUCCUUCAGUUUUAGGAUUGUCAUUGAGUAUUUGGUUUAUAUUUUGUUUCCAUCGAGAUAAAACCAAGAACAGUAAUAAUUACCUAUCACAGAGUAGGUGUUUCACAGAAAUUAAAAUGUCACAUUAACAUAAAAGUAAUAAAUAUAAAGUUAAAAAAGUAAGAGGAAACCUUCUCUUCCCUAACUACUCACAACUUAUUUUCUGAACUAGGCAAAUAUUUGUAUAGGAAGUGUAUCAGAUAAAGCAAAUGCAACAAACUCAGAUCAGUAUUUAAUUAUCAUAUAUAUCUACACAAUACUGUAACAAUACUGGAUUUUGGAGAAGUCCAAGUAUUUAGAUCACAGCAAAUUCACAGCUCACUAGCAAGAGAGAUAUAAGCAGACAUAUUUUGUAAUUAUUUUUGUUUUGUUUUGUUUUGUUUUGUCUUGUUUUGUUUUCUAAGAUAAUGUACUGGGAUUUCAAUACAUAUCGCAAAUAUUUGACUCAACUAUUCACUGGGACAAUAUGACAUUUUUGUUAUUUCUGAUAGCCAGCAUAAUAGACUAUCCAUCAGUCAUAUUAUUUCUAACUCAUCUAUUUCUAACAUUUCAAGACUGGCCUCUGUAACAAACAUUUUAAACUAUGCAUGUGGUAUACUUUUUCUUUAAAGAUAAAAUAUUUUCUUAAAAGUAGGUCUUUAAAAGUGCUGAGAAUUGCAACUUUUUAUUGUUUUUAUAUAGAGUUUUUAUUAUUAUUAUUAUUAUUGUUUUAUUUUUUUCCAAAGGCCUUUCAGAGGCCUCAGGCCUUAAUCUUCUCCAGUGCACUUCUGUAUAUAAUCCAGUAUAGAAACCCUGCACAGAAAUAACACCUUUUCCAGGAAUCCUAUUGUGAAAACCUUUAUUAUUGCAGUUCAUUUUACGUGAUUUCUGGGAAACUUCUGCCCUUUUAGCAAAAUAUUUUAUGUUCCUCUAUGUUCAAACUAUAUAAAAAAAUACAGAAUAUUUAAAAAGUCUCUACAGUAUAUAUGCAUGUUUACCUAUGUUCAUUUUAGUAAUAACAUAGUAAUUUAUUUUUUGAAAAAAAAAAAAGAAACAAUUUUGUGUGACAGUGUUACUAAUUAAAUUAUAACAACGAUCA
Oxyura jamaicensis (ruddy duck) is the source of this 3250-nucleotide messenger RNA. It is a transcript of the gene KERA, whose product is annotated as keratocan. NCBI's taxonomy places the organism in Eukaryota, Metazoa, Chordata, Aves, Anseriformes, Anatidae. The transcript has 4 exons. The record is from RefSeq and is a predicted model, not a curated record. The coding region runs from base 299 to 1360 and encodes 353 amino acids. Gene Ontology annotation, molecular function: protein binding.